Messenger RNA from Cottoperca gobio, 1752 nucleotides. RefSeq names its product mitochondrial rRNA methyltransferase 2 (gene mrm2). The transcript is spliced from 3 exons. Gene Ontology annotation, cellular component: mitochondrion. Gene Ontology annotation, molecular function: rRNA (uridine-2'-O-ribose)-methyltransferase activity. Gene Ontology annotation, biological process: RNA methylation. The record is from RefSeq and is a predicted model, not a curated record. The coding region runs from base 151 to 828 and encodes 225 amino acids. NCBI's taxonomy places the organism in Eukaryota, Metazoa, Chordata, Actinopteri, Perciformes, Bovichtidae.
CCAGGGUCAGCAGCUUGGAGCUCAACAUCUCCCGAGUCUGAGACCGGAAGUGAGGAAGAAGUCAUCAUUAAUCACAAUGCAAACACUGUCUGAGGCAACACGAGCUGCUAAUGCUGGACGAGGAGAUCUCUCCACUCCUCAUUAUGUUUAAUGAAGAAGAUGAAGAGUAAAACUCCCGCCGAGCAGCGCUGGAUGCAGCGGCAGCUCAAAGACCCGUAUGUUAAGGCUUCUCACGCACUAAACUUCCGGUGCAGAAGCGCAUUCAAACUGCUGGAGAUAGAUGACAAGUUCAGGCUUCUGCAGCCUGGAGGUAGUGUGGUGGACUGUGGAGCUGCUCCUGGAGCCUGGAGCCAGGUGGCAGUGCAGAGGGUCAACUCAGCCGGGACAGGUGAGGGAGACCCGGCGGCACCACAUGGUACAGUUGUUGGCAUUGACCUGAUGAACAUCCCACCUCUGGACGGAGCCCACUUCCUGUGCAGUCAUGAUGUCACGGACCCCGUCACGCACGCUAAGCUGCUGGAGCUGCUCCCAAACCGCCAGGCUCAUGUCAUCCUGAGCGACAUGGCGCCCAACGCCAGCGGUUUCCGGGAGAUGGACCACGUGAAACUCAUCACAAUGUGUUUCUCUUUGAUAGACUUGGCUGAGAAGAUCUUGCAGCCGGGGGGCUCUCUGGUGUGUAAAUACUGGGACGGGAUCUCCGCUCGUGAACUCCAGGAGAAACUCUCGAAUGUGUUCAAUACUGUUCAGAUUAUAAAGCCAAACGCCAGCAGGAAGGAUUCGUCUGAGAGAUAUUUCCUGGCUCGAAUGUACAGAAAGCCGGUAAAAUGAGGAUGUUUUCUGGAGGUUCACAGACGGUUUCUGAUGAGUGAACAUGAAGAGGCUUUCUUAAUACCUUUUGAUCAAAAGGUGGCACUGUUGAGGCAUCAGUGAGGCUCCCGGCUGCAGACACACACACACACACACACACACACACACACACAGUGCUGCUGCUGUUUGUUAUCACUGCAAACUUGUAGCAGCAGCGACUCUGUAAUAUGGAACCCUAUGCAAGAAUCAUCAGUGUGAUAUUCCUCAAGAGCCCGAUGCUGUGUUUCCGCUGAAGUUAUUGUUUGCCCCUCAGUGUUUGUUCUCCACAGUCAGUUUGGUAUUUGCUUUGUUACUGAAAGUCAUUUACCAGUGCUGCUUAUGCAAAUAAUGUGCACUGCCAGCCAUGUAGAAAUAUGUAAUCAUUCUCUCAUUGAGAGCUUAUGAAGGGACAACCUAAUACAGAGUCACAUACAGCAUGACUAAUGGGAAGUGGGAUGAUACUGAAGCUUGGCAUGCUGAGUGUUGUCGGGCUCUGCUCUGACAGUGCAGAGAUGUCCAUUUCCUGUGACAAUAUUUCCAGCCCAGCAGACAGAUUUUUCUUUUAAAGAUCCUCCUGUAAAUCACCGCCUUGGGACACUUUGGAAAGUACCAUUUGUUUUGUUGAUUGUGAUCCGACGCAGAGUUCAGAACCAGUGGUAAUGAAAUAAAAGGAUGUUUCUAUCAGAGCUGCACUUUAAGACACAACUCGUAUAUUUGAUGUCACAGAGAUCUACGUAGAGAUUGACAGUGUGGCCUUUUGUAUAACAACGUCGUGUACGCAAUUUGUCCUUCUUUACUUGCAGUCAUUCAUCAGGGGCGUAGCAUGAACAUGUGGGCCCCCCACAUCAUUUCUCAUGCAUGUACAAAUUAUUUUUUUGUUAAGGAUUAAAUACACCUGAGAUACUU